This is a messenger RNA of Schistosoma haematobium, 556 nucleotides long. RefSeq lists its product as uncharacterized. The transcript has 3 exons. Bases 170 to 556 code for a protein of 128 amino acids. The record is from RefSeq and is a predicted model, not a curated record. NCBI's taxonomy places the organism in Eukaryota, Metazoa, Platyhelminthes, Trematoda, Strigeidida, Schistosomatidae.
AAAUAUUUAUUUAGCAAGUAUCAAAUACGUACUUUAUUUACAAACCGAAAAAAGGAUUUAUUUUCAUCAAAAUAAUUAAAAACCCUAUCCCAUCGCUAAGCAAUCCAGUGAACAUUCUAGAUUAUCUUGUUGAACAUUGUACAGACAUACCAGACGAAAAGCAAACAAAAUGGUAUCUGCAGCAAAAAUCAUUUAUCUUGUUGCAAUAGUCACAGCUGUUGUAUGUGCUGUCAUAGCAUUAGCAAUAAGUCCAUUUAUGAAAGGUAAUGCUUUGGUGACUAAUUCACAGAAAGUCAAUUUAUCAUUUAUAAUCAUUGGUACUGUCUUUUUAAUUGUAGCGGCAAUACUUGUAAUUAUUACAUUUAUCAAAUAUGACACUAUGGUGUUUAUGAUUAUUAUAAUUGUAAUAUUGGGAUUAGCAAUUUUAUGCUUCAUCAUUGCACUUGUUGUGAUUGAUAUGAAUCCAGGAUAUUUAGGUUGGUUAUUAGCAGCUUUAUGGGUAACAUUCUUAUGCUUACUAAUCGCUAUAAUAAUAUGGAUAACAAAUAGUGAUUAA